Entelurus aequoreus (snake pipefish) is the source of this 4572-nucleotide messenger RNA. RefSeq names its product serine/threonine-protein kinase tousled-like 1-B. Gene Ontology annotation, cellular component: nucleus. Gene Ontology annotation, biological process: peptidyl-serine phosphorylation; chromosome segregation; intracellular signal transduction. The record is from RefSeq and is a predicted model, not a curated record. NCBI's taxonomy places the organism in Eukaryota, Metazoa, Chordata, Actinopteri, Syngnathiformes, Syngnathidae. The transcript has 21 exons. Gene Ontology annotation, molecular function: protein serine/threonine kinase activity; ATP binding. Bases 247 to 2574 code for a protein of 775 amino acids.
CGACUUCCCGCGCUGUGUGGCCUCGCGAUAGCCUCGCCUACUGUGCUAAUCAAAGCCCCGCUCGAAGAAGCGGACGCUGACAUCGGUCAUCAUGCGAGGCUUCCACCGGACUCCCUCCGCCGAGUCUCCCAGGAAGACGCUCCUCCACCCGGACUACAACUUCCGAGGCGUCUCGCCAAGCACCGCAUAAAGUCACGGUCAGCGGCCAUUUUUUUUUUUUGGGGGGGCUACAGCAGGUGUGAGUCGAUGGACGACAACUCGGAGCUCCGUCGAAUUAUCGAGAGCGCGUACUUCGGCUCGUCGCGGCGGCAAAGCGCCUCCAUGACGGUCCAAAGUAACAGUGGAAGUGGUGGUGGAAGUUUGGAGGCGACGCCAUCUUGGUCGCAGCUCUCCUCCUCCCCGACCAUUUCUCAACAACAUAUAACGGCCACCGCGAAGAGCAAGGAAGGCCCCAUGGACGAGCUGCACAGCCUGGACCCCCGGAGACAGGAGCUGCUGGAGGCCAGGUUUACAGGAGCUGUCAGUGGCAACACGGGAGGCAGCGCUGGGAGCAUGAGUGGAGGUGCCAAGGGUCUGGCCAACGAGUCCUCCAACCACAGCUAUGGAAGUCUUGGCUCGUCCAGCGACAAGGAGUCCGAGACCCCAGAGAAGAAGCACUCCGAAUCAUCCAGAGGGAGGAAAAGGAAAGCUGACACGUAUUCAGAGAGCAGUCAAGGGAAGACCUCUACCCGAGGGCCUAAGAUCAGCGACUACUUCGACUUUCAGGGGGGGAAUGGCUCCAGUCCAGUCAGAGGCCUGCCGUCAGCUCGCCGCUCCCCACAGAGCUCCCACUCUGCACCAGGCUCAAUUAUCCGACAAAACAGCUCCUCCCCCACCAGCUUGUGUUUUGGGGAACACAAUCCCAAAUCCAGUAAAUGUGUCCAGACGGAGUUAACGGCACUGAAACUUGCUGCUCUGGAGAGCAACAAGAAUCUGGACCUGGAAAAGAAGGAGGGGCGAAUAGAUGACCUUCUCAGGGCUAACUGUGACCUGCGGAGACAGAUCGAUGAACAGCAAAAACUCCUGGAGAAGUACAAGGAGAGACUCAACAAGUGCAUUACUAUGAGCAAGAAGCUUCUCAUAGAGAAGAGCACCCAGGAGAAGCAGUCAUGUCGUGAGAAGAGCAUGCAGGACCGUCUCCGUCUCGGCCACUUCACCACCGUGAGACACGGAGCCUCCUACACGGAGCAGUGGACCGACGGAUAUGCAUUCCAGAACCUGAUCAAGCAACAAGAAGGCAUUAACCAACAGAGAGAGGACAUUGAGCGUCAGAGGAAGCUGCUAGCCAAGAGGAAGCCUCCGAACCCCGCCUCGCCCUCCCUGUCUUUGGCCGCCUCCUCUGAACCCAAGCAGAGAAAGACCAAAGUGGUCAACGGCAAUGAUUCCGACCCCUUCCUGAAGCCCUCGCUGCCCCAGCUACUGACCCUAGCUGAGUACCACGAGCAGGAGGAGAUCUUCAAGCUCCGCCUUGGACAUCUGAAGAAGGAGGAGGCUGAGAUCCAAGCAGAGCUGGAGCGAUUAGAGCGUGUGAGGAAUCUUCAUAUCAGAGAGCUGAAGAGGAUAAACAAUGAGGACAGCUCAGCGUUUAAAGACCAUCCCACUCUGAACGAACGCUACCUUUUACUGCACUUGUUAGGCAGGGGCGGCUUCAGCGAAGUUUACAAGGCCUUUGACCUGUUUGAGCAGCGCUAUGCAGCUGUUAAAAUCCACCAGCUCAACAAGAACUGGAGGGAGGAGAAAAAAGAGAACUACCACAAGCAUGCAUGCAGAGAGUACCGCAUACACAAGCAGCUGGACCAUCCCAGAAUAGUCAAACUGUACGACUAUUUCUCCCUGGAUACUGACACGUUCUACACCGUGCUGGAGUUCUGCGAAGGCAACGACCUGGAUUUCUACCUGAAGCAAAACAAGCUGAUGUCCGAGAAGGAGGCGCGCUCCAUCGUCAUGCAGAUCGUCAGCGCCCUGCGGUACCUCAACGAGAUCAAACCUCCCAUCAUCCACUACGACCUCAAGCCUGGUAAUAUAUUAUUAGUGGAUGGAACUGCGUGCGGGGAAAUCAAAAUCACAGACUUUGGAUUGUCAAAGAUCAUGGAUGAUGAUAACUACGGCGUGGACGGGAUGGACCUCACGUCCCAGGGAGCCGGGACGUACUGGUACCUCCCUCCAGAGUGCUUCGUCGUGGGAAAGGAGCCGCCAAAAAUUUCCAACAAGGUGGAUGUCUGGUCUGUGGGUGUGAUCUUCUUCCAGUGCCUCUAUGGGCGCAAGCCGUUUGGUCACAACCAGUCUCAGCAAGACAUUCUCCAGGAAAACACCAUUCUCAAAGCCACUGAGGUCCAGUUCCCUGCUAAACCCCAGGCCAGCACAGAGGCCAAGGCGUUUAUCCGCCGCUGCCUGGCCUACCGUAAGGAGGACCGCUUCGACGUGCACCAGCUGUGCUCGGACUCCUACCUCCUGCCGCACAUAAGGCGCACAAACUCGUCCAGCGCCCUGCAGCCGGCCGCCUCAUCGCUCGCCUCCUCGCUCACCACCUUCUGAUCGCCUCCCGAGGUACGCCCGACCGACCGACCCAUGCGGCCUCCCUCCUCUGUGGGGCAGGAUGGAGGGAAAUGUGGAUUUUAACGGGAAAAACCAGAGCGCUUCCAGAAAAGGAUGAGUUAGCAGAGAGUGUUAGAGAUCCUGCUUGAACUAUGAACGCUGCAAUAAGAGCAAGAUGGAUGUUCAUUGACUAACUUCCACUUCAUAAGGUAAGUGUGGGAGGACGAUGACUUGGAGAUGCGGAAGAGUAAAAGGAUUCGUGCAUCUCAUUGUCCAAAAAAAAAAAAAUCCAGAUAAACAAUCUGGAGUUGAUUUGCACUUCCCACUCAGAUUGUGACUUUUUUUGUCGUGAAGCCAGAAAAGUUCCUCGGUCCGCAUUUUUACUCGUGUUGUAUGUGUCACCCACUUCCUCGCUAAAGACUCCUCCUCGCUUCUUACUCCCGGAACCUUUUUGCUGCUGCACGUGUUGCCCUAACGUGUCACCCCCUUAUCUUUUGGCCAUCCGCACGCAUUAUUGUUUGGCUUCCAUGUGGAGGGGAACGCUUGUAAACAGAAACAUCAAGUACACGUUUACACUGCACACCACAUCUCAUUUAUUUGCCAGUCUAAACGCUCCAAAGUGUUUCAAAUCUGAUCUUUUGGCAUCAAGAAGUAGUCCUGAAUCUGCUCUUUUCAAAUGGGACUUCAGACUAAACGCAAUGAGACCUGAAUGUGAUUUUUUUUCAGUUAGUCUAGGGCAGGGGUGUCAAAGUCAAGGCACGUGAAUGAAUGAUUUAUGGCCCCCGGGAUGAUAUUUGAUUAGUAUUAGAAGUGGCCCUUGCUGCUGUUUUGCACGUACAAUACUCCAGCAGUGUUGGUGCUAGGAAUUUUCAAAAUGGGGUCGCAUCAAGUCAUAAAAAUGGGGUCCCCCAGUAAAUUGUUGGGAGUCCCACCUUUUUGUAAGCAAAUGAUAAAUGUAUGCAUUAUCCUGUUAAAAGUUAAAGUACCAAUGAUUGUCACACACACACACUAGGUGUGGCGAAAUUAUUGACCCAUCACCCUUGAUCACCCCCUCGGAGGUGAGGGGAGCAGUGAGCAGCAGCAGUGGCCGCGCCCAGGAUUCAUUUUUGGUGAUUUAACCCCCAAUUCCAACCCUUGAUGCUGAGUGCCAAGCAGAGAGGUAAUGGCUCCCAUUUUUAUAGUCUUUGGUAUGACUCGGCCGGGGUUUGAACUCACGACCUACCCAUCUCAGGGCGGGCACUCUAACCACUAGGCCACUGCGUAGGACAUAACUCACAUUCUAUAGUGUGUUCUGGAAAAAGGUUGUCAUAAACGUUAAUUCAUUAAAAAAGAACACAUUUUUAUGCAUAUGUAAAUGUAUUCAGUUAUUCACUUUCUUCUUUACUUCAUGGAUCUUAACUUAAAUUUACUAUAAAUUAUUUUUUUGUAUAUUUUUUAUUGUAAUAUUUUCAGAACGUGUUUGUUUUCUUUGUCUUAUUUUGGCCAAAAAUAGAAAAAUCUGAUGUUUGUUUUUAGUUUUAAUGCCAUGAUUUUAAUAGUCUAGCACAGAUUUUCCUCCAAGCGGCCCCUGAGCUAAACUGAGUUUGACACCCCUUAGUGGGAGCUACGUCACUCGUGUGCGCCGGCCGGAAAAGACGCAGUCGCCACAGGAAGUGAAUCAUUUCAUCACGACGUCUCGGUGAGCAAAGUUUUAUUUAAGAUCACAUUUUCGGUGCGUCACUUGUCACUAGUGCACAAAUAAUAGCCUAUAUGUAAUGUAAAUAUAUAUUUUGGUUCUGAAGAAAUUAUUGAAAGACUGGAAUUGACGCUGUGGCACGUUUGUUUACAAAAAAAGCCACUCCUCUACUUAACAGCCAUAAAAAGAUUAUAACCCUCCCAAAUAUAUCACACUAUAUACAGUAUUUUCAUUGUAGAUUGUCACUGAAGGCAUCAAAACUAUGAAUGAACACAUGUGGAGUUAUGUACUUAACACAAAAAAAAAAGGUGAAAUAACUGAAA